AAAUAAUAAACAACCCUCUCAAAAAAAAUGUUGUCCGCCGAUACAAACAACAACAAAUCAUCAGGUCUUUAUACAUGCCAAACAUGUAAUUCAAUAUUUACAUGUUUAAAUUAUUAUCAAAAACAUCGACAACAACAUGCCGAAACUGAAGGUGUAAAAUUAUUAACUUGUUUACAUUGUACAUAUGUAUCGGAUAAUGGAUUCCAUUAUAAUUGGCAUAUUAUGUCACAUGCAUCAUCACCUCCACAUCGGUGUGAUGUUUGUGAUCCGAAUAGUCAAUCAACGAAUAAUGAUCAAUUUUUAACAACUUCAUCAUUAACUACAUCAACAGCUUCAACUGCAACCACAAUAUUAUCAUCAUCAUCAUCAACGAAUCAAUUCAAGCAAAAUGUUGCCAAUUUUAGUGAUUCAAAUCAUCACCAUCAUAAUAACCAUUCAUCAUAUCAUCAUUUUCCUAAUAAUAACGGCGCUUCCAUCAAUGGUAUCGAUCAAACAUCAAUAACGAAUCGAAUAUCCAAUACAAUCAUUUCCAAUGAUGGAAAAUGCCGCUCGAUUUCGACUGAAACCGACGAUGAUCUCAUUCUUGAAUCACAACUUUAUUCACCAAUACCUGGAGAUGAAUCACCAUGUCCGACAUUGUCCAUGGCAAAAAAUUCAUCAGCCAUUUUGAAAAAAACUAUUUUCCCUCUAUCUAUCAAUCGUCAGAAUCAUGAAAAUUAUGAUACGAGACAAUUAUUUGAUUCACAUCUACAGCAACCUCAAUCUGAUGAUCAAGAUCAAGAUGAUAAUGCUACAAUCAUCGACGAAAGUGUUGAUGAUGUAGAUGAUAAUAAUGAUGUAAUUUUAGACAACAAUAAUGUUCAUUGCGAUGGUGAGAAUGGUGAUUAUGAUGAUGAAGAAACUGACGAAGAAACCGAUGUUGAUGAAGAACCAGUCCUACAGUUUCAGCAACAACAACAAGUGUGUGAUAUGAAUGGUGGAAUCUCACAUCAAAAUUUUUAUGGAAUCGAUGAUAAUGGUGACAAUCAUAUGGUCAAUGAAGAAGAUGAGGACGAUGAAGAUGAAAAUGAUGAUGACGGCAUCAUUCAUCAAGAUCAAUUUCAGCUGCAGCAGCCACAAGAAUUCAAUAAUGGUCAUCAAGACUUCGAUAUACAAAACCAUCAAUUAAUGUCGAAUGGGUUUAGUGACGAGCAACAUAUGAUUGUUGCUGAUGCCGAUAAUGAUCAUCUUGAUGAAGAAGACGAUGAUGAUCAGCAGCCUGAUCUCAUUGGUUUUGAUGAUGCGGAUGAUGAUGAAGAUGAGGAGGAAGAUGAAGAUGACGAAGAAGAUGGUGAAAAUUUCGGCAAAAAUAAUUGUGAUAUACAAAUGCCACAAACUCAAACACAGCAGCGGCAACAGGUUUCUGCUGAUAUCUAUGAUUUCAAUAGUGAUGAAGAUUUAGAUCAACAACGUCCACCACAGCUCAAUAUUUCAUCUAAAUCUUUUAAUUUAUCAUCUUCGAAUCAGCAUCAACAAUUAUCAAGUUUAUCUCAUCAUCAUCAACAUCACUUACAACCCGAACGAUUCUUAAAUCAAGCUCAUCAUCUUCAUCAGCAUCAUCAAUCUAUCACACAAGGUCUUCCAACACUGCAGAUCAACAAUUCGAAUGCUAACGGAAAUGAUCAGCAACACCAGACGCAGAGUAUCCAUCACAAUUCAAAUGCACAAUCGUCCCUUAAUCAGAAUCAUCCAGCAGCGUCAUUUACAAUAGCUCAUCCGAAUUUUAUAUUUCCAAAUGCUGCUGCUGCCACAGUUGCUACUGGUCAAUUGUUAACAACAGGUCCUCAUUCACAGAAUAAUCCUACAGCUGCAGUAGCUUCACCAAAUGCACAAGGUGCUGCUGCAAUAUUUAAUCCUAAUGCGACAUUCACUGCCGCUAAUGGUCAGAUGGUUCAAUUAGUUUCUUUACAACCGUUUACCCAUCAUACAGGAGAUUCAGGACAAACAGCUACUCAAUAUUUACAAUCUGCUCAAACGAAUAGUGGUACUCCAAUUGAUACUGGUUUACCGGGUCUUUCCAGAUUACCAUCAUCAGUUCCAAAUAAAAAGGUACAUUCGCAGCUGCCAUCGACGAAAACUUCUAAAACUCAACAAGUUUCAUCCGGAUUGGUGUUUGCCAAGAAAACGCCGAAAUCUAAUAAAUCUCAUUCAUCUUCUUCAUCGAAUAAUAAUACUAAUCUGGCAGUGUCAAGCCGAAAUGAAUCAUUAUCGCCAACAGAAUUAGCAAAUAGCCUAGGCACUACCAUCACCAAAAUUGUAAGCCCCAGUGAUUAUAAACCAAUGAAAGGCAAAGGUAAAGGAAAUCGAAAACCAAGAAUAUCAUUCAUUUCUGUAGUCAAUGGCAUAACGCUUGGUUCGGAUGGUAUUCGACGAAAAUUUCAUUGUUCACAUUGUGGCAAUGGAAAAAGUUUCAAAACGAAAUCCCAUCUUCAACGUCAUAUGUUGACACAUACAGGAGAGAAGCCAUAUCAAUGUCAAGAAUGUGGUGCAAAAUUCAAUCAAUCAUCAUCAUUACGUAAUCAUAUCAUUGCUAUACAUACAAAAAGAUUUCCACAUACUUGUACAACUUGUGGAAAAGGUUUUCUGAUGCCGGCCGUUUUACAGAAGCAUAUCAGUGCUACUGGUCAUCAAUCAGAAAUUUGAUCAAUCAUAAUUUUUAAAUUUUCAUCAUUUUAUAAUGGAAGUUGAAAUAUACCCAUCAUCAAGACGCUCAUAAUGUUGAAAUGCAAAAAAAAAAUUGCUG
Molecule: messenger RNA, 2782 nt
Organism: Dermatophagoides pteronyssinus (European house dust mite)
Lineage: Eukaryota; Metazoa; Arthropoda; Arachnida; Sarcoptiformes; Pyroglyphidae
Biological process (GO): regulation of transcription by RNA polymerase II
Molecular function (GO): DNA-binding transcription factor activity; RNA polymerase II cis-regulatory region sequence-specific DNA binding
Source: RefSeq, a predicted model, not a curated record